Lithohypha guttulata is the source of this 1437-nucleotide messenger RNA. It is a transcript of the gene MKK1, whose product is annotated as Protein kinase C signaling pathway involved MAPKK protein. Gene Ontology annotation, biological process: protein phosphorylation. The transcript is spliced from 2 exons. Gene Ontology annotation, molecular function: ATP binding; protein kinase activity. The record is from RefSeq and is a predicted model, not a curated record. The coding region runs from base 1 to 1437 and encodes 478 amino acids. NCBI's taxonomy places the organism in Eukaryota, Fungi, Ascomycota, Eurotiomycetes, Chaetothyriales, Trichomeriaceae.
AUGGCUUCCCCAGUGCCACUUUUGAGGCCACCGCAGCCUGGUGGUGCGAAGGGAGGUCGCCCCAACCUCAAACUGGGCCUCGCUAUACCACCAUCUCCGAAUCAAAGGCCUGUUCCACCAGAAGCAGAGAAUGCUGGUGGUGUUCCAAGAUUCAGUCUUGCGUCAAGAGAAGGUGCCCCAAAGCUAUCACUGGCAACACCUAUGGGUUCACAAGGACAACCUCUUGAGCAGGUCGGCUCUCGACCAACAAAACCAAAGUUGUCCAUGUCUACUUCAUCGGAAAAUAGCAACAGGUCUCGAUCAGAUUCACAACACGAUCCCUCGAUGCCUCCGUCUGCCUCCUCGAGUACGUACUCAUCGCUUUCCUUCAUAAGUCAAAGCCGUCACACGCCAGAUCCCUCCUCCGCAAUCUCGGUAGGUGGUGCUUCUAUGGAUCAAGAGAACAGUAUGAGCGGCAUCAGCAUAGACUUUGGACAGUUAUCAAUAGAAAGAGGUCACCCGAUAGAUGUCGGGGACCUAGAUGAUGAUGGUUGGGCAGCCGCCUCGGAGCAGAAGAAGAUUAUAGAACUCGGUCCAUUAGGUGAAGGUGCAGGUGGAGCUGUGACGAGGUGUCAGCUAGACAGUGGGAAAACCGUCUUCGCUCUCAAAAUCAUCACCACAAGUCCCGAUCCGGACGUCAAGAAGCAGAUUCUGCGGGAGCUCAAGUUCAACAAAAAUUGCACAAGCGACUAUAUUUGCCUCUACUAUGGUGCUUUCAUGGACAAGUCCAGCUCAACCAUCAGCAUAGCCAUGGAGUUCUGCGAGGGAGGUUCACUCGACUCGAUAUACAAGGAAGUCAAGAAGCUUGGUGGUCGUACCGGCGAGAAAGUCCUUGGAAGAAUAGCAGAGGGCGUACUUCAUGGUCUUACAUAUUUAAACAGCCGCAAGAUCAUACAUCGAGACAUCAAGCCAUCGAACAUCCUCCUCUGUCGAAACGGUCAAGUCAAGCUAUGUGACUUUGGUGUUUCGGGCGAAUUCGGUACCAAGGGCGAUGCAAACACUUUUAUUGGCACCUCUUACUACAUGGCACCCGAACGAAUUCAGGGUCAAUCCUACACUAUCACCUCCGAUGUAUGGUCACUAGGAGUUACUCUUCUGGAGGUUGCUCAGCAUCGAUUUCCAUUCCCAGCCGACGGCACAGAGAUGCAGCCCAGAGCAGGAUUGAUCGAUCUACUGACAUACAUCGUUGCGCAACCAAUACCGAAACUAAAAGAUGAACCAGACAAUGGCAUCAAGUGGAGUGAAGGUAUGAAAUACUUUAUUGAGUGUUGUUUGGAGAAAACACCAACACGAAGAGCCACACCUUGGAGAAUGCUGGAGCACCCGUGGAUUGUCGAGAUGAAGGGCAAGAAAGUCAACAUGGAGGCGUUCCUUAAGCAAGUCUGGGACUGGCCUUGA